Molecule: messenger RNA, 682 nt
Organism: Haliotis rufescens (red abalone)
Lineage: Eukaryota; Metazoa; Mollusca; Gastropoda; Lepetellida; Haliotidae
Product: adiponectin-like
Exons: 2
Coding region: 32-613 (193 amino acids)
Molecular function (GO): protein binding
Source: RefSeq, a predicted model, not a curated record
UACUGUACCAUGCUUACCCAGCCCAGUGAUCAUGAUGCGUUGUAUGUUUGUGCUGGCGUUGUUUGUUGUUGCUGCCUCUGCCUCCAGCAGCCCUGCAGUACACAACAGACAGGGAAGUGUUUUUGAUAGUUUGCUUCGACUUCAACGUACCGUAGAUGUGAUGUCAACAAAACUGAAGGCCAUAGAAUCUAGUCAACAAAAGAGUGAAAGGAAGAUUGCAACCGACGUGGCGUACAGCGUUUCCCUUCAGUCAGACAUCAACCAAAUUAAAGGAAAGGCUUUGAAAUUUGACACCGUCUUAUAUAACAAGGGGAAUGCUUAUAAUAAGGCUACUGGCAUAUUCACGGCCCCCGUGUCUGGCACAUACCUCUUCUGGGCAAAUGUGAUGGUAAGAUCUAGCGCCUACAUGGGUCUCCGCAUUUUCAGAGGACGUUCGAUGAUUGCUCGUGGUUAUAUCACUGGGCAGGUACAUGGCGUAGCAUCCAUCACCACUACUACACACUUGAACCAAGGAGACCAGGUCUGGAUGGAUGCUUAUGCCAGGGCAACAACCAUUCCGAUGAGAGGAGCAGCAUGUUCAAGUUAUGGAGGAAUGCUCACACACGUCAAUUAAUGAAAGUGGCAUUCCAAUGCCAUUGCAGUGUACACUGAUGCACAAACAUGAAUAAACAUACCGCAUGAA